CCGGGGGCAAAACUGUGGCUGGGGUGUGUGUGUGUGACGGGAGCUGUAAUCCAAUGCUAGAGGACCAAGCCCAGACGUGGGACUAUAACUCCCGUCACCUCCCAGGGGGCUAAACGGUGGCUGAGGGUGACGGGAGCUGUAGUUCAACAUCUGAGGCCCAAGCCCAGACGCGGGACUACAACUCCCAUCACCUCCCACGGGGCUACACGGUGGCUGGGGGUGACGGGAGCUGUAGUCCCGCCUCUGGAAGGCCAAGUUGGCCCAGCCCCGGGUGCCAGAGCCGCUCGGUCUGCCGCCGUCCUUGCCCGCUUGUCUCCCACCCACCCUGCGCCGAGUCCUCCCGCCUCGUGGAGGGCGCUGCUGCUGCUUGCCUGGCUCCUCGGCUGCCCCGGCUGGCCUGGGAGACAUCCGGCCGGCCGCGGCGGAGACUGGCUGGAGCCUGGCGCUCUUCCCCGGAGGGCUGAGACAGGGCGCCGCCGCUUGGAGGAGGAAGAAGCGGGCGCAGGGAGAGGAGGGCGGCGGCCGGGCCUGGGCCGGGCCAUGGCGGAGGUGGCGGGCGGCGGCGGGGCGCGCAGGCUGCCCGAGUGGAUGGAGCCGGCCCCCUCGGCGGGGCUGCAGCAGCAGCAGCGGCGGGGCCCGCCGGGACUUGGCGGCGGCGGCGGGGGCAGCCUGGGCUCGGCCGGCGGCUCCCCCGCCCUCUCGGGGCCCCAGGCCCGCCGCAGGAAGCAGCCGCCGCGCCCGGCCGACUUCAAGCUGCAGGUGAUCAUCAUCGGCUCGCGGGGCGUCGGCAAGACCAGCCUCAUGGAGCGCUUCACCGACGACACCUUCUGCGAGGCCUGCAAGUCCACCGUAGGUGUUGAUUUUAAAAUCAAAACAGUAGAGCUAAGAGGAAAGAAAAUUAGAUUACAAAUCUGGGACACAGCAGGUCAGGAAAGAUUCAACAGCAUUACCUCAGCUUAUUACAGAAGUGCCAAGGGAAUUAUAUUAGUGUAUGAUAUCACGAAGAAGGAGACGUUUGACGAUUUGCCAAAAUGGAUGAAAAUGAUUGAUAAGUAUGCUUCAGAAGAUGCAGAACUCCUACUCGUUGGAAAUAAGCUAGACUGUGAGGUGGACAGAGAGAUCAGCCGGCAGAAGGGAGAAAAAUUUGCACAACAGAUAACUGGGAUGCGGUUUUGUGAAGCUAGUGCCAAGGAUAACUUUAAUGUGGAUGAAAUAUUUCUGAAACUGGUUGAUGACAUCCUAAAAAAGAUGCCUCUGGAUGUCAUAAGGAACGAGUUGUCCAACAGUAUCCUGUCCCUACAACCAGAGCCAGAAAUCCCCCCAGAACUGCCUCCUCCAAGACCUCAUGUCCGUUGUUGCUGACUUACUGCUUCAUCCAGAGUGGACGUGAUGAGUGGGAGGAGAGCGAGAAGCACCAGUACUACUCUGCACUACAAUCAUGUGGCAGUUCCUUGUUGCACUUUGAUUCCGAAUCAGAGCUACACACUAAUUUGUAAAUAUGCAAAUAUGCAGAGCUGGGUAGGAUUCAGCUGUAACUCGUUACGUAUUGCCCUUCCCACAAGUGGUUUUUCACUCCUCUUUCCUGGCGCUAUAAAUAUUGUACAUUUGGCUGGGAAGACAGCACUCCCAAACCUAGGAUGUAAGAAAUUCAAUGCAUACCUUACUUAGUCUGAACAUAAAUGUUGUAAUAGUCCUUGAUAGAAACAGAAUCUCUUCUAGUAUAUGGUGCUUUGCUAGCUUUUUUAAAAAGACCUUUUUAAAAUUAGACUUACAUGUAUAAAGGUUUCUAAAGCAGCAUUGUUUCCCUCUUAUAUAAACAAAAGAAAUUCUUAACUGUAGCAUCUUGAAUGACUGACCAUGUGAUCCACCAAGUGCUGCUGCUGUGCAACCUCCCUUCAUUUCAGUAGCGCUUUCAUGUGCUGUUCCAUGCAAGCACCAUUGCAUGGAUGAGGGCAGGGCAUCAGAAUUCAGUGGAUAAAGUCCUGAGCCCACAGACAGGUGGGAUUUCCAACAUUUCUUUAUUAUGUUUCAUGCCAGGUCAGUUUCUUUUGUGAGUGUACUGAGGCACUGCAUUCUGUGCAGUUUUUAAAGAAUGAAUUGUUGACUUGCACAAUUCACUUCCUCCUUUAAAUAUUAGCUAGCAAUCGGGUUCUGUAAAAAGCAGAGAUAUAUUUGAAACUUAUAAAAAUAUAUUGAAAGGCAUUGCUGCUGUCCUAAGCAAAUUCUUUUUAAAAAUCAUUUUUUGGGAUAUUUUCCUGUGUUAAGGAAUAUAUAUGUGUGUGUCUGGACAAAUUGGGGAGAGGAGUUGAGGUUAAGAUACACUUUUUCUGAAGGGUAAGCUUAUUCCCAUCAAAGAUGCUGUGCUAAAGGGUUUGGGUUUUCUGUUUUUGUCUGAAUGAAUUUGUGAACUAUAUCUUUUUAUUAAAAACUGCACUGUAUAGUUUAGCUGUGGUAAACCGGUAGCUACAUAUUGGAAUAACUUGAUGUGUCCUAAAUGUUGUUGUGGUAUUGAAAAGCAUUGUCGUUCUAAACUAAUGACGUGCCAAUAAAAUUUUGUAUUUAUGGAAGACAACAGAACUGCAUCUCUUACUAGCAAGCAAGUAGUAAAGGUUGGCUGCUUCCUUUUUGGCCAGUCUUGUGGGAGUGUGGCGGGGAGGAGGACAUUCUGAAUCCGCUUUCUAGAGAGCUGGAUAAAUGGAUGGGUUGCCUUAAAGCAUGAUCCUAAGCAUGUUCCUCAGAAGUCUCACUGAGUUCAUUGGGAUGUACUCCAUGGUACAUAUUUAGGAUUGCAGCCUUAGUCAAACUUGUAUCCUUACUGCCAUAAGACUUGCUUGUUAUAGUAUCUCAGGCUGCAGCAAAGGAUUUUGAUGACUCCUCAAGUACUGGCUUCCACACUCCAGAUGACCACUUUUGCUUUCAGUGCCUGAGUCCCUGUUGUACAUCAGUUAAUCUGACCAGUGGUGUCCACUGACUUUUUCCUAGCAUUUGCCUUCAGGUUUCUGGGAGGAUUAAGAAUGUUAAAUAAUUGCAGUUCAAGUAAUUGACAGUUCCGCCUGAUCUUGGUAUUGUGUCAGAAAUACCUCUUUGGAUCAUUUAGUUUCAACUAAUAAAAGAUGCACAAUUUGAAAUGUAUUCCUAUUUCCACUACCAUGAUGUGCCUAUAUAAGUGUCAUUCUUCACACAAAUAUUAUGUAGCUUUCUAUAGUACUGAUUAGAUGAAGUUUGCCAUUUUUGUAGCACUGGUAGGACUUGUAAUAAUGCUGUGGGCAAUAAUAGAGAAAAGGAACGUAUGGACAAUAAGCUUAAACUUGACAUUUAGGUGACUUUCCUGUAUUUUAAAAUCCUGUGUUUUUUUGCCUUCAGUUCUUGAAUAAAAAUAUAAGAAAACUGG
Molecule: messenger RNA, 3391 nt
Organism: Hemicordylus capensis (graceful crag lizard)
Lineage: Eukaryota; Metazoa; Chordata; Lepidosauria; Squamata; Cordylidae
Gene: RAB12
Product: RAB12, member RAS oncogene family
Exons: 6
Coding region: 541-1362 (273 amino acids)
Biological process (GO): regulation of exocytosis; Golgi vesicle fusion to target membrane; protein localization to plasma membrane
Cellular component (GO): trans-Golgi network transport vesicle; endosome; synaptic vesicle
Molecular function (GO): GTP binding; GTPase activity
Source: RefSeq, a predicted model, not a curated record